AGUUCUCUUCUUCUCACAUCCUCUUUUCUCUCUCACCUUUAUAUCCUUCUUGUGUGUGCAUAAUAUAGGCAGCAUAAGUGCUAAGGUGGAGCAUGCAUGGUGAAGAAGCUUCUUCUGAAAGCCAAGACAGAAUUGCAAGUAGUGGAGGAGAAGAAGCGAAAUACUACUAGAAGUAAUACUGAUCAGAGAUUGUUUCCUUUGAGGAUUAUGGAUCACCCAAAUCUCUCUUUAGGUCCCUCCAUGUCACAGGCUGAUAGCAACAAUAGCUCCUCUUGUAAAUCAGAAGAAAAUAAUAGCAGAAAGAGGAAGCUGGCUAGCUGGGAGGAGCCCAGCACUCAUCAAUCUGGCAUAGACUUUCACAUCAAUGAUCCCCUUCCUAUGGACUGGGAGCAGUGCCUAAACCUUCAAUCUGGAAGGAUAUACUACCUAAAUAGAAAAACUCUGACUAAGAGCUGGGUGAGACCGAAAGAGCAGAACUUAGACUUGGAGCUCAAUAUCUCAACUCCUUCAACUUCAACAAGUUUCAGAAAGAGAAUCUGCCAAAACUUGGAGGAGGAGGUAAAGAAACCAAGUAGCUCUAGUAAUGGCAGCAGCAGCAUGGUUGCCAUUGUCUGCUUUAAUUGCCACCUUCUGGUAAUGCUAUACCGUUCAUCGCCCUCCUGCCCAAACUGCAAGUAUAUGCACUCACUGCCAAAGAAGAUGGAGACUGUGAAGUCCUUCGAAACCCUAAGCCUCCUUCAUUAAGUUAAGUAUCUGGUUAGUAGCUAUCUGUCGAGCUGUAAUCAAGAAUGAAAAAGCAGAAAAGGAGUGGUUGUUUAUACUAUCUAUAUAUGUAACCAUUAAAUGUAAGUGUUUUGCCGUACGUGCACUACAUGGAUGUAUUUUGCUGUGUCAAUGAAGUUGAAAUCAGACA
Messenger RNA from Dendrobium catenatum, 913 nucleotides. RefSeq lists its product as uncharacterized. The transcript has 2 exons. The record is from RefSeq and is a predicted model, not a curated record. Lineage: Eukaryota; Viridiplantae; Streptophyta; Magnoliopsida; Asparagales; Orchidaceae. Gene Ontology annotation, molecular function: protein binding. Bases 97 to 744 code for a protein of 215 amino acids.